AUGGUUGAUGAUAUUGCCCUCGAAGCACCGAUACGUUUAGAAGAAGCUCGUUUUAAUUUCGAAGACCAAAACGAUGAUGCUCGUGUACGUUCUCAUGUUCGGGAUAUAUUCGUAAGAAGUAUUUCGCCCAUUGAUCAUCAGCAACGUCGAUCACCAUUUGAUACAGUUACUAGUACAAUAGCAAGUACAACUCGAACAUCAUCAUCAACAACAAACGACCGACGAAUAAUCGAUAUGCAGAGUCCAUCGCAAUUAGUCGAUGAAAAUCGUUAUUUGAAUGAUGAACUCAAUCGUGUCGAAACAGCAUUAAAUUCAACUCGAGCAGAAAAGGAUGAACUUAGUAUACGCUAUAACGCUUUAUCAGAUCGGCUUGAGCAGUCAUUGCGAGCUCAAGGAGCCGAUAUUACCGACAAUGAACCGGAAAGGCGUAUAGUAGUGCAACAAAAUAUUGAUUUGCGACGAAAACUAGAAGAAGAACAUCAAAAUUAUAAAAGAAAAUUACAAACAUAUCAGGAUAGUCAACAAAAACAAGCACAACUCGUUCAAAAACUACAACAAAAAGGAAGCUAUCGUGAUAGUGCUUCUACAACAGAUGAAAUACGUGUACUUACAUAUGAAAAUAGAUUGAGAAAUAGUGAAGAGCAAGAUAUUGCGUCUAUUACAUUAGAAGAGGAAAAACACAAAUCAACAAGUUUGGGACAAGUAAAUACAAUGUUACGUGAACAACUUGAUCAUGCUAAUGCUGCUAAUCAACAACUAACCAAUGAAUUGCAUCGUAUCACAGCCGAGUUUCAACGUGUUCGAGACGAACUUAAUCACAAAGCUCGUGAUUGGCAAGAGGAAGAAUGUAUGUUCAACGAAUACUACAACAAAGAACACAAUUUAAUUUAUGAAUUAUGGCGUGAGGUUGUAUCGUUUCGAAAACAAUUUACAGAAUUAAAAGGUUCAACCGAACGUGAUUUAACUCGUGUACGCAAUGAUUUGGCUCAAACUGGCCGAUCAUUAACAAGUGCUUGUUUUGGUUUUUUAACAAAUACGAAAUCAGUUGAAUCUCAUGGACAGAUAUUAUUGGAUCGAGAGCGAGGAGAUAAAGCGAGUUUAGAGGGACAAAUCAGAGACAAAACUCGAGAAAUAGAUGACUUACAAAAUCGUGCACAAGAAUUAACGUUGUUAAAUGAAAAACUGCGUAUUCAAUUAACAGAAAAAGAAAGUACGAUUGCCACACUAACACGUGUUGCACAAUCAGUAUCGGUAAGAAUUGUAUGAUAAUGAAACGUUUAAUUUUAGUUCACUUUACAGAUGCAUCCAUACAGAGGGAAUUAAACAAAUGUUUUCUUUUUGUUGACAAUGAUCUUAGACCAAUAAUUUUAUCAUCUCGGUGAUCGUAUUUCUCCUCUAAUGAAGCAUAUGCUUCAAAAGUAACUGGAUAAAUCUCGAACAUUAUUAUUCUGUCUUUUCAUGAAGCUAUCAUUUCACCGAUAAAACAAAUUAAAGUUUGUUUAGAGUUAAAGAAAAGUGCUUUUUCGUAUUCAGCACACUUGAUAACCUGGAAAAUUUUCUAUUUUUAGCGAGGGGUACCGCCAAAAAGUUAAGAAAAAUUUUCAAACAAAUUGAUGCAGAAAACUCCCGGUGGUAAAAUUAUACAAUUUUGAAAAUUUUUCUUAACUUUUUGGCGGUACCCCUUGCUAAAAAUAGAAAAUUUUCCAGGUUAUCAAGUGUGCUGAAUACGAAAAAGCACUUUUCUUUAACUCUAAAUGAACUUUAAUUUUUUGUCGGUG
Molecule: messenger RNA, 1778 nt
Organism: Didymodactylos carnosus
Lineage: Eukaryota; Metazoa; Rotifera; Eurotatoria; Philodinida; Philodinidae
Source: the annotation of a GenBank genome assembly